This is a messenger RNA of Condylura cristata (star-nosed mole), 1462 nucleotides long. It is a transcript of the gene TRIM54, whose product is annotated as tripartite motif containing 54. Bases 297 to 1382 code for a protein of 361 amino acids. The transcript is spliced from 9 exons. The record is from RefSeq and is a predicted model, not a curated record. Gene Ontology annotation, molecular function: zinc ion binding. NCBI's taxonomy places the organism in Eukaryota, Metazoa, Chordata, Mammalia, Eulipotyphla, Talpidae.
AGUCGUUUGGAGAACCAAAGCCGAGAUCUGCAGGACAGACUCAGGGAGGGCAGGCGGGCAAAGCCGCACGUGUCCACUGGCACACUGGGCAAAGCUAGGGACAGAGAGGUGUGUGGCGACGGCUACUGGAGGUGCGACGGAGCGUUAGAGGAACGGACAGGAGGGGCAGCUGGACGGGUUGAAGCAGGAGCAGCAGAAGGGCACAUAGAGCCAUAGACAGGCAGCGAGGAGGGUCCAGAGGCGGUGAGAGGAGGCCGGGACAGGGCCAAGGCCCGGGAAGGCGCCAUCGCUGAGGGAUGAACUUCACAGUGGGUUUCAAGCCGCUGCUGGGGGAUGCGCAGAGCAUGGACAACCUGGAGAAGCAGCUCAUCUGCCCCAUCUGCCUGGAGAUGUUCUCCAAGCCGGUGGUGAUCCUGCCCUGCCAGCACAACCUCUGCCGCAAGUGCGCCAACGACAUCUUCCAGGCCUCCAACCCUCUGUGGCAGUCCAGGGGUUCCACCACUGUGUCUUCGGGAGGCCGUUUCCGCUGUCCAUCCUGCAGGCAUGAGGUUGUCCUGGACCGACAUGGUGUGUAUGGCCUGCAGCGAAACCUGCUAGUGGAGAACAUCAUUGACAUUUACAAGCAGGAGUCAUCCCGGCCUCUGCACUCCAAGGCUGAGCAGCAUCUCAUGUGUGAGGAGCACGAAGACGAGAAGAUCAAUAUCUACUGCCUGAGCUGUGAAGUGCCCACCUGCUCUCUCUGCAAGGUCUUCGGCGCCCAUAAGGACUGUGAGGUGGCGCCACUGCCCACCAUUUACAAACGCCAGAAGAGUGAGCUGAGCGAUGGCAUCGCAAUGCUGGUGGCCGGCAAUGACCGCGUGCAAGCAGUGAUCACGCAGAUGGAGGAGGUGUGCCAGACCAUCGAGGACAACAGCCGGAGGCAGAAGCAGUUGCUGAACCAGAGGUUCGAGACCCUGUGCGCAGUGCUGGAGGAGAGGAAGGGAGAGCUGCUGCAGGCGCUGGCCCGGGAGCAGGAGGAGAAGCUGCAGCACGUUCGGGGCCUCAUCCGCCAGUACGGAGACCACCUGGAAGCCUCCUCGAAGUUGGUGGAGUCGGCGAUCCAGUCCAUGGAGGAACCACAGAUGGCCGUCUACCUGCAGCAGGCCAAGGAGCUGAUCAAUAAGGUCGGCACAAUGUCGAAAGUGGAGCUGGCUGGGAGGCCAGAGCCUGGCUACGAAAGUAUGGAGCAGUUCAGCGUGAGCGUGGAGCAUGUGGCUGAAAUGCUGAGGACCAUCGACUUCCAGCCCGGAGCUUCUGGGGAGGAAGACGACGAGGAGGCACCACUGGAUGGGGAAGAGGGUGGCGCAGGGCCAGAGGAAGAGCAGCUGGAUGCCCAGCACUGACGGCCCCGCUGAGAAGCCACUUCCCUUGGGUCCAGCGCUGGCGCUCUGCAGAGACCACCGCACCACCUGGCAGUCCCGCG